AUGCCCGAACAUACACCGUGCCCAACGUUUAAUCGGGCAGUUUAUGGAUUUGUGCUUUAUUUAACAUUAAAGACUCUUUUUGUUAUAUAUUUGUUAUGGAUUUUUAUACCAGAUAGUAUUUUUGAAAUGUUAAACAUAUCAUAUAUACCUCAAAAACAUUGGGCAAUCGUUAUACCAAUUUUAGUUCUAAAUUUAACAGCAGUUUUUGCAUUUUUUAUAUAUCCAGGCAUUAAUUUAUGUUUAACGCCAACAAUUGAUAGUUUGCAAACAAUCACUGAUAAUUGUGCAAAAAAUUCAAGACGUAAUAAUAAAAAAAGUUCAAUAGCACUUAGUCAACAAACAGAGGAACUGAAUAAAAAGACUGAUUUAAAUCAAUCAAAAAUUAUCAAUGGUUAUAAUAAAGACAAAAAAAAUUAUUUAAAUAAUUGGUCUAUGAAAGAUAAAAAAUGUACGUGUAAAUAUAUGAAAUUGUGUUAUUUAUAUAAAACAACAAAUAAUAAACAUCGAGGAUUAUCAUCAUCGUCAAAAAAUACCACAAAUUUAGAUGAUACCAUGUCUCAAAGUGGUGCUCAAGUGCAUCAUCAAACAUUGUUAAGUUAUAGUGUACCACCGUUGCAAGAUAUACAUAUAAGUAAUGUUUGUAAAAAUUUAAUUGUAUUCAUACAACUACUUUUGUAUGAACAUUAA
Molecule: messenger RNA, 687 nt
Organism: Chrysoperla carnea
Lineage: Eukaryota; Metazoa; Arthropoda; Insecta; Neuroptera; Chrysopidae
Gene: PIG-P
Exons: 2
Coding region: 1-687 (228 amino acids)
Source: RefSeq, a predicted model, not a curated record